Molecule: messenger RNA, 1621 nt
Organism: Diospyros lotus (date-plum)
Lineage: Eukaryota; Viridiplantae; Streptophyta; Magnoliopsida; Ericales; Ebenaceae
Product: protein trichome birefringence-like 34
Exons: 5
Coding region: 518-1498 (326 amino acids)
Cellular component (GO): Golgi apparatus
Molecular function (GO): O-acetyltransferase activity
Source: RefSeq, a predicted model, not a curated record
UUUCAGAGCAAUGCAGCUAAUACCAUUAUUUAACGUUAAAUGGAGUAGCUGUGCAGUCCGAGGACAAACAGGAAAGCAAGGGUCAAUCUGGACAAUUAUUGACCUAUGAUGAUUGAUUGUUCGUAGUUGCGUUCGGUCUGGCGAGCAGAGUGAGUGAGUCUCCAAUAAAGUCGUUGCGUAGACAAGAACUUGCAACCACAAUUGUCAGCUCAACUACUACUACUUAAUUAUUUCAUGUAAGCAUAAAAGAGCAAGCACCGCAGGCCAAGCUAAAUGGCAAAGACAAACCAGAUUGUUGCAGCAACCUGGGCAAUUGAAUGGAGAUUUCUAUCCCUCAUGGCCAUCCUCACCGGAGCUUUGAUCCUCGCUGCUGUUUACCUCACAACAGGGAGACAGCCGGCGAAUACUGCAAAACGACACGAGUCAGAGCUCCUCACCGAGCUGCGAUUUGCUUUCGGGCAGAUGGGUUUUCGACAACCAAUCCUACCCUCUAUAUAGGGAGAAACAGUGUCAGUUCAUGCUGGAUGAUUUUGCCUGCGAGAAAUUUGGGAGAAAGGAGUUCAAGUAUCAGCAUUGGAGAUGGCAGCCCCAUGGCUGUGACCUUCCGAGGUUCAAUGCCACAGCAUUGCUGGAGAAGCUGACGGGGAAGAGGCUCGUUUUUAUUGGGGAUUCCCUGAACAGGAACCAGUGGGUAUCAAUGGUUUGUCUGGUCGAGUCGUCCAUAUCUCAAGACCAGAAAUCGAGGACCUUCAAUGGCUCCUUGUUCACCUUCAAAGCCAAAGAAUACAAUGCCUCCAUUGAUUUCUACUGGGCUCCAUUUCUUGUUGAAUCAAACUGCGAUGAUCCAUGGCACCAUCAUGUACCCUUUCGGACGGUGAAAAUUCAGGCCAUUGAAAACCACGCCAGGCACUGGACUGACUCAGACAUACUAGUCUUUGAUUCCUAUAUCUGGUGGCUAGAUUCGAAGAUUAAGAGAUUACACGAAAUCUGCAGGUCGGGACCAUCAGAGGAAUCGAAUGGAACCCUCGAAGAUGUGGAGAUGCUGAGAAGAUAUGAGAUGGGCCUGAAGACUUGGGCAGAUUUCUUGGAGACCCAUGUGAACCUCACCAAGACCAAGUUGUUCUUUGCCAGCAUGUCAUCGUCUCACCUCAGGGGAGAAGAAUGGGGGAUGGGUGCAAAUCAAAACUGCUACAAUGAAACGGAGCCAAUUUUGAAAGAAGGGUAUUGGGGGAGCAUGUCUGAUCCCAGAAUGAUGAAGGUAGUGGAAGCAACGAUUGAUAGGCUGAGAAUGAGUGGCGUGAAGGUGCAAAUUCUCAACAUAACACAGCUCUCAGAGUACAGAAAAGAUGGCCAUCCAUCUAUCUACAGAAGGCAAUGGGUGGCCCUAACUGAAGAGCAAUUGUCAAAUCCUGCAAGCUUUGCAGAUUGUGGGCACUGGUGUCUUCCGGGAGUUCCAGAUACUUGGAAUGAAAUUCUCUAUGCAUACCUUCUCCAUUGAUACUAAUGAAUGUAGACAGUAACCAUAGUAAACUGAACAUUGAAAAUUUAUCAAGGCUUAGCGAUGGAACAUCUCAUGUUAUGAGAAAACAUGCUUCAUCCUGAAAAUAUUUUCAUUCAAUGA